This is a messenger RNA of Dermacentor albipictus, 1514 nucleotides long. RefSeq lists its product as uncharacterized. NCBI's taxonomy places the organism in Eukaryota, Metazoa, Arthropoda, Arachnida, Ixodida, Ixodidae. The record is from RefSeq and is a predicted model, not a curated record.
ACCAGCCGAAGAUAGCAAAAACGCCAGGAUCUGGGGUGCUGUGGUCUGCUUCCUCGUCAUUUGCACGAUCUUCGCCCUCAUCGUUGUUAUCUUAUUCGCCACCCAACCCGAAGAGGAUGAUACCGUUAAGGAAGUCCCCGGCAGUUCUGGAGAGGCGGCCGUUACCAUUCCGCCAGCCCCGAACCAUACGAUCGCUACGAUUCCGGAGGGCCGCGUCAGUCCCACAACGAGAAGGGUUCCCACAACGAGAAGGGUUCCCACAACCAGAACGGCUGCGACGAUAGUUGCGACGACGGCUACGCCGGCAGCAGUGGUGACGUUCCCCAGGACGACACCCUCCCCGGCCACUCCGGCAACGACGACGACUCAGCCUCCUCCGCUGCUCUGCUCUGUCGGCUCGCCGGCAGCAGCCAUCCACCCGCUGUACCCGCCGGACAGGUCGUGCGACAUCGUCUUCUUCACGCACGUGCGAGUCAAGAACAACAUGGUGCGGCCGGUGCUUGGCAAGGACACCUUUCCGACGUUCAGGAACGUCUGCGCCACAUACAGGGAGACCACCUGCGGCCUGUCCUUCGACGUGAACUUCCUCAACUAUACCCAGUUUUCCGUCACGGACCUGCUGGAUCAUCUGGCGGAGCUGAGGAAAGCGUCACGUAUCAACCACUACGGCGUCCUCAACAUCUACGGGACCCCGACCUUCGUCGCAAACAUCAGCACCGCGUCCGAGUUGAGCGACACUCUCAGCGUGUUUCGGAGUGUCCUAGGAGACGACAGGAAAAGCCAUAUGAUCGUCCUCGGCGUCGGUUACUUCUUCUACAACGACACAGACUCUUGGGAACACUUGUCUGAAGUUGUCGAGAAAGUCGCCUCGGAAGACGUGGACGCUGUGGUGGUAAUCACCACUCUUCUGUCACAGCCCGACCGGCGACAGUGCCUUACGCUGCCCAUCAACGCGAUAGACAGCAAGAAUCCUUUCGUACCAACAUUGGAGGCGGCAUCCCGCAUGAUCACGGCAGGAUUCGCGAGGCCCUCGCUAGUCGUGGCCUUCGCUCUCCAGAUGGGCGUGGUGCACUACACCCUGAACAAGGAGUACGACCUGCCGAUAUCUGCCUCGUACCAGCCCUGCACUGGGUUCGGCCUGACGGACUACUCCCAGGCGUGUCAGGCCGACACAUUUGAGCUCAACUAUGAAAAGGUGGUCAUUGGACUCAGUGACGCUCAGACUGUCCAGGUGUUCAACGGUCGGAGAAUCUUCCAGACGCACGACACACUGGAUCUCAUGGAACUCAAGGCCAGCCAGAUCAUGGCCAAGCCGGACAUUCGAGCCAACUUCACGUGGUUCCUCUUCAACGUCCAUCUCACGGACACCACGAAUGUCUGCCUGACUGACGGACCUUUCUCGCGAGUGAAAGGAUUCAGAGAUUUCUUCUACCGAGAAGCACGCAAGCGGAAAGGAUAGCGUAACACGCCUGUGUGGUCAUUAACAUAAAUGACGGGACGAAGCUUUUCCUCGA